AAAGUUAAAAAUUAAUCAUAAAUGAUAGAGAUGAAGACAAUUUUCAUGGCAUUUUUCUUUAUUGCCACUUUAGUAUCAUAUGUGUAUCCAAGUUUGGGUCAAAAAGAUGUUGACGAUGAACCACUAGUCAAUUCCGGUCUCGAAUUUGAUACAUUGGAUACGAUAUCGCCGGCUUCCGAAGAUUAUAAUAUUCAUAUGCUCAAGAACAUGUCACCAAAAUACAUAACAUAUGUCAAAACAUGUCAUGACAAGAUGGGGCCCAGUGGUGGUGCGAAAUGUAAUGAUGAUGUUCUUGAAGAGAUUCUUACGAAUAAACCCGUUUCCAGAGAAUGUUGUCUGAAAGUAGUAAAAGCCGGUAAAAAAUGUUACAUGGAAACUAUAAAGUUUAUAUUUCGAUUGUAUCAACUCAAACGUUUUGCUUCUCAAGUUUCUUUCAAAACCAAUAAGGUUUGGAAUAGAUGUUCUAUUGAAGUUGAAAGUCCUUCAUCAUCUCAGAAAAGUCCUUCAUCAUCUGAGAAAAGUCCUUCAUAGAUGUUAUCUUGAUUGGUUGAACUUUCAUUAUAUUAUAUGAUGUAUUAUAAAAUAAUGGUUCAUUUCAACAAAAAAAAAAUGGUUUAUUAUACUAUUCUAUCUAUAUAAAAUGAAAUCAAAGUUUCGUCUGAAUAUUUGUUCCCCUAAUUUUAAUCAUGGGUUGUUUUAUCAAGUGUUUGUUUAGUACAGUUUUUAGAUUAUCAAAUAUAAGAUUUGAUUGCACAUGAAUCUUGUUAAAAAUAUAUGUGUAUAUUUUUUCUUUGUAACUCGAAUAAAUUAUGUUGUUUAGAAAUCAAGUAUAAA
Molecule: messenger RNA, 834 nt
Organism: Brassica napus (rape)
Lineage: Eukaryota; Viridiplantae; Streptophyta; Magnoliopsida; Brassicales; Brassicaceae
Product: protein DOWN-REGULATED IN DIF1 11-like
Exons: 1
Coding region: 22-531 (169 amino acids)
Source: RefSeq, a predicted model, not a curated record